This is a messenger RNA of Cyphellophora attinorum, 495 nucleotides long. RefSeq lists its product as uncharacterized. The record is from RefSeq and is a predicted model, not a curated record. Lineage: Eukaryota; Fungi; Ascomycota; Eurotiomycetes; Chaetothyriales; Cyphellophoraceae. The coding region runs from base 1 to 495 and encodes 164 amino acids. The transcript is spliced from 3 exons. Gene Ontology annotation, cellular component: endoplasmic reticulum.
AUGGCGACGCGCCGACAAGAGCUCCGGCCACUGGACUAUGUCUUCCUUGGGUUCUUCGCCAUCCACAUACCUGUAAUUAUCUUCGUCGACACUGGAAUACUAUGGCCAGCGGAACAUUUACCCAUCGUCAACAAGACUCUGCUUGAGUACUAUGUGGCAACCCUCAACGACCAGAACUUCGUUGAUCCCCCAAGAUUCUUCACAGCAUACGUCUGGAUGGAAGUUCUCUAUCACUUACCUCUUAGCGUCUGGAUGAUGACGGCCAUCCUGGAACAAAACCCUCUUGUACCGCUCCAUCAGCUCCUUUUCUCGGUACAAACGGCGGUGACGACCCUGACCUGCGUGGUCGAAAUGUUCAGCUGGCAGUAUACCCGAUUUGAGGAGAUCAAGCUCUGCACCAUCUACUCGUUAUACAUACUCCUGGCUCUGGUCAUGGGCUAUGAUUCAUUUAGCAGGGUGAGCAGUGCGCUUGAAGGCAAGGCGAAGAGCGCGUAG